GCCAAAAACCAAAACAAAACAAGCAAUAUUGUAACAAAUUCAAUAAAGACUUUAAAAGUGGUCCACAUCAAAGAAAAAAAAAAAAAGACCCCAUACGUGUUCUGGGGGCUCCUGUCGACACAGACUCCUGCACGUGGCCGUCACGGUGUUCCCUGCCCGGCAAGUGACAGCCAUAUGGCAUGUGAAUGAGGAGGCCGGGGAAGGGUGGGGAAGGAGGGCGCCUCACUCCUGCUCAUCGACCAGUUCAGCUGCUGGGGCAAAAGGUGGAAUUUUUUCUGAAAUCAACAGGGUGAUGUCAUGUUGGGGAAAGUGUUUCCCAGGUGGCUGGCAAGAGGCGUGUGUCUGUGGUCGCGUCUGUCCCACCUCCUGGACACACCUCUGCUGGCUGAGGGUGACACAACCCUGUUCCCUGUCACUCUGUUCCCGCUUAUCUCUCCCGCCUUUUCGGCGCCACCACCUUCUUGGAAAUGAGUUGGGCCAAAGGGGAGGGGGCUUAGCAUCCCCGCCCCCCCUCCCCCAGGAGGCCCCAUAAAAGCAACUGUAACUGGGCUCCCAGACACCAGAGCAAGUCCUAGACGUAACAGAAGGACAGCCAGACGGACGGCACAAUGGCACUGAACGCGCAGAUCCGGGCCACCUGCCUCCUGCUUCUCCUGGUCAGCCUGACCAGUGGCUUCGUUCUCCCACCCCAGACAAGACAGCUCGCAGACCUCCAGACCCAGGACACAGCAGGAGCUGCAGCUGGCUUGACGCCCGUGCUCCAGAGGCUGAGACGAGACACCCACAUCCCCAUCUGCAUGUUCUGCUGCGGCUGCUGUUUUAAAGCAACAUGUGGGUUAUGCUGCAGAACAUAGAGCAGCCCCUGCUGCCCUGCCCCCAGUCCCUUAUUUAUUCCUGCUACCCUCCAACCCUCAGUGAACGGUCUUGGAAUAAAAUGUCCGGUUCUAGCUCUUAUUUUCCAAACCAGAGUCCAUUGUCUUUUCUCCCUGCCAAAGGCCUAUGCCAGAGGCUCGUUGUGGCCCCUGUCUUGGGAGGGCCAGUUCUCGGUGGGGUGUGCGGGGUUGGUGUGUACUGGGGCUUGCAAGGAAGCUUGUUGAGGGAUAGUUGGUUUCUGUUCUUCCCAUCU
Messenger RNA from Aethalodelphis obliquidens (Pacific white-sided dolphin), 1126 nucleotides. It is a transcript of the gene HAMP, whose product is annotated as hepcidin antimicrobial peptide. Gene Ontology annotation, biological process: intracellular iron ion homeostasis; negative regulation of iron ion transmembrane transport; defense response to bacterium. The record is from RefSeq and is a predicted model, not a curated record. The coding region runs from base 609 to 854 and encodes 81 amino acids. The transcript is spliced from 3 exons. Lineage: Eukaryota; Metazoa; Chordata; Mammalia; Artiodactyla; Delphinidae. Gene Ontology annotation, cellular component: extracellular region.